GACAGACAGACGGACGCAGGGAGGGCCGGACACAAGGACAGACAGGGGGACGGGCAGGGCCCAGCAGGGACAGACGGACACAGGUGGGCCUGACGCCCCCGGCCAGCUGCAGGCUCCAUGGAGGGGACGGUCCCCCCUCGGGCGGCGUACCGGGCGGCCAUGGUGCUGAGCGGGGCGGGCGACGUGCUGGGCUACCGGAACCAGCGCUGGGAGUACUGCCCCUCGGGCCCCCAGAUCCACGCCGAGCUGGCCCAGCUGGGGGGAUUGGGGGGCAUCCAGGCCGCGCCCCCCGACUGGCCCGUCAGCGAUGACACCGUCCUGCACCUGGCGACCGCGGAGGCCCUGGCCACCGGACUGGAGGGGGAGGCGUUGCUGCAGGAGCUGGCGCGAGGCUACGUGGCAGCGAUGGGCGACAUGGAGGGCAGGAAACCCGGCCCCACCAGCAUCCUGGGGACGUCCCAGCUGCGCCCGGGCGAGCCGGCCGGGUACCGGAUCCCCUUCAACCCCAGUGCCACCGGCUGCGGGGCCGCCAUGCGCUCCAUGGCCAUCGGGCUCAGGUACCCGCGUCCCACAGAGCUGCCGACCCUGAUCCGGAUCAGCGUGGAGAGCGGGCGCAUGACGCACCAUCACCCCACAGGGUACCUGGGGGCGCUGGCCUCGGCCCUGUUCACGGCCUAUGCGGUGCGGGGACUCUCCCUGGCGCAGUGGGGGGCCGGCCUGCUGCAGACGCUGCCCCUGGCCCAAACCUACGUGCGGGACACGGGCAUCGACACCCAGCCCAACCUGGAUGCCUGGGGGUACUUCCCCCAGAAAUGGACCUGGUAUCUGGCUGAGCGGGGCCUGGCCGAAGGACAUGGCCCCCCCCGGUUCCCCUCCCCCUACGGCCCGGCGGAGCGGGACGGGGUCUACCAGACCUUCAGCCUGGAGGGCUGGGCGGGGCGCAGCGGGCACGACGCCCCCAUGAUCGCCUACGACGCGCUGCUGGGCGCUGGUGACCGCUGGGACGAGCUCUGCAGCCGGGCCAUGUUCCACGGGGGAGACAGCGACUCGACGGGCGUCAUUGCGGGGUGCUGCUGGGGGCUGGCGCACGGGCUGGCCGGGGUCCCCGAGGGGAAUCACCGACACUUGGAGUACCGGCACCGCAUGGAGGCAGCCGCCGACCGGAUCCAUGCCCUGGCCUGGGGGGAGAGCGCCCCGUGAGCGGGGGGACCCCGCUCUGCCCGGACACCUGGGUUCCUUCUUAUCCCCACCACCCUGGCCUCCCACCCUGCACUCAACAGCCAACCCCACCGCAGGCCAGGGCUGGAUUUGGGGGGUCCCCCAUUCCCCAGAUACAUGGGGGAGGGGCACCAAAUUCCCAUCCCCCCCAGUGCACGCUCCUGGCACCCCAUGAGCGGGGGGACCCCACUCGCUAGCACCUCCUACUGCUGCACCCAGGACACCAGGUCUCCCGGGUCAGUGUCGCUGCUCCUGGCACCAUCCUGCUCAAUAAACCCGUCUCCUGCUGUCCCAUGCCAGCGGGGGUCAUUUCAGGGGGGCCCGGGGCCCGUGCCAAGGAGCAGGCAUCCCCUGGGGGAUGGGCGAGGCCAGGGUGCAGGGGAGGAGUGGCCAGAACCCAGGCGUCCUGCUCCCUGCAGCGCAGCACCCCCAGCACCCCACUGAUCCCAGCACUGACUGCCAGGGAAGGGUCCCCCACAGCCCCCAACGCCGGCUGCCUGCUGUGCUGUCCUCUCCUAGCCCUGCUCUGCAAUCCCCCAGGGCCACCUUCCCGCAGGCCUUGUGCCCCAGCUGGGGGGGGGGAGAGAUCAGCCCCCCGGGAACCCAGGCCCCCCUCUGCUCUAAGGGCUGUGCCCCCAAACCUGUUACUGGCUCCCCAGAGGGGCCUGCAGCCCCCAACUUUCUGCUCAGCCCCACCCGGCUGGGCCCCAUCAGCCAUUAAACCAGCUCCUGUCAGCGCCCACCCGCUCUUCCCCCAGCUGCUCCCAGCUCUGGUCAUUGGCCUCCGCCAGCCAGCCGAGGUCACUCAAUCCGGGUGCACUGCAAACAGAACGGGGCACCAAUGUUGUACUUAAAGUACUGCACAGGAUCUCUUCAGGGGGAAUAAGGCAAAACGCCACAUUUAUUAGUAAUACAUGUAUUCAUUAACACUGUAUUACAUGCAUAUAAUAUAUUACACUCACACUCACACACACACACAAACACACUCCGUCUUGUUGUUACCAAUUAGUUGCUCCCCUUAACUUCACUGGCCAGGUGAGUUAGAUGGGGGAGGGGGUGGAGCCGGGCUUCUGCCGAUCCAGAUCGAUGCUCCCAUGUUGACAAGACGAGACCCGGGGUCCUCUGCAAGACACCUCACUUUUAUAGCAGCUUCCCUCUCAUGCAAAUCUAGACCAGAUUCAAACUCUG
Malaclemys terrapin pileata is the source of this 2406-nucleotide messenger RNA. RefSeq names its product ADP-ribosylhydrolase ARH1-like. The record is from RefSeq and is a predicted model, not a curated record. The transcript has 8 exons. Lineage: Eukaryota; Metazoa; Chordata; Testudines; Emydidae. Gene Ontology annotation, molecular function: magnesium ion binding; ADP-ribosylarginine-[protein] hydrolase activity. Bases 118 to 1200 code for a protein of 360 amino acids. Gene Ontology annotation, biological process: protein de-ADP-ribosylation.